This is a messenger RNA of Closterium sp. NIES-65, 2337 nucleotides long. The record is from the annotation of a GenBank genome assembly. Lineage: Eukaryota; Viridiplantae; Streptophyta; Zygnematophyceae; Desmidiales; Closteriaceae.
AUGGAGAAGGAGAGCAUCCAGACGCACCAGCGCUCCACCGCACACCAGGACGCACACGCCAAUAUGAAGUCGAAGGAGAGCCGGAAGCUUCGUCAAACGCUGCUGAGCGAGUUCGAGGGGUUGGAACGCAGCACUCUUUACAUCAUCACUGCUCUCAAGACUACCGUGUACAUCUGCAAGUCGGAGGCACCAAUCACCUCCUACGUGGACACCAUCAAGUUCAUGGCCGAGCUCGAAGUCCCGAACCUUCCCUUGGAUUCCAAGGGAAACUACUUUUCGGACAACUAUUCAUCCCACACCCACUCACAGGUUGACAUCACUGUGGUCGCAGGGGAGGUGUCACUCGCUUGCCGGACGAUUGAGGUGCGUUACGUGGACUACGAGGAUCGUUUCGGCAACGAUCAGUCGCCCCUGCUCUGUGCGUUCCUGAAGAAACACGGCAACCCCCAGCACCGCGAAGUCAGCGUCCAAGGCAUGGACCAGAACGGCGAAGCUGCAGAGCACGAGUUCGUGCUUCACGAGCCCAAGAUCCCAGGCCAUAAGACUGGCGGGGACUACUAUUCCUGCAAGGUGGUGUGCCAGGAGUUUGCGAGGGUCUGCGUUGCGCGACUGGUGUUCCGCCUAGAAGACCUCAAGAACCUGGCCGGCUCCAAGCUUUUCCGGCCAUCGUGCUAUCCCGACGACAACGCGCAGCGGAUGAAGAAGUGCCGCGAGUGGUUGGGCAUGCUAGACCACAUGUUUCACCAUCGCCUCUUUGGUGUGUGCUUCAAGGCGUGCGAGGGGGAGCUACCGUUCUACGCCAUUCCGGUGGCCGUCAGUCGACCUCAGACCUCGUCUCCAUCCGUGUCGCCUUCCGUCACGCGCACCGCGCCACUGCACUUGCCGUCGCCGGUUCCCACGUGCCCCCCUCCAUCCUCUCCCCACCUCGCGCCCUUCCCAGGAGCCGCACUACUGCCAGCCUUCGUUCUCCACUGCGCCAUCCGCAGGGCAUGUCGCCCAUCGCCGGUUUCACUGCUGCGUUCCUCGUCGUUUGAUUCAUUCCGCGCGCGACGGGCCGUCAUGAGGCUGCGGCGGGGCUCGCUGCGCGGCAGCGGCGCGCGCGCGGGCGGCGACACGCCGCGGUAUCUGGUGAACUCGCUGGCGGUGGCGUUCGUGGUGUCGCUGCUGUUCCUCUACCGCCUGCAGCGCCAGGAGCGCCAGGAGCAGGCGCAGCAGCAGCGCGAGGAGCAGCAGCAGCAGCACCCCGCGCUCGACGUCGAGGGCGGGGGAGGGGGGAGUGGGGGGGAUGUCACAAGCGGCGUUGGUGAGGUGGCGAGGGAGUUACGCUUGAGCGGCGGUGGGGCGGAUGCUGGCGGAGGUGGCGGCGGGACGGAGAGCGACGCAGGAGGGGACGAGGGAGGCGGACGUGUGCGGAGUGACGGUGGUGGUGGCGCAGCUGGGGGAGGCGGUGGUGAGGGCGGUGGCGGGGGAGGGACGGCCGACGAUGGCGGGGCAGACGACGAGGCGCGGGAGGUGCGUGGAAAGGAGAGUGGGGACUCGUCUGGAGGAGAAGUAGAGGCAAGUGCGGGUGGCAGCACCAAGGUGACUUCAGAGGCUAGCGAUGCUGGUGGUGGCGAUGGUGAUGGUGGAAGGGGUGAGGGGAUGGCGGAUGGGAAUGACGGGGAAAGUGACAAGGGCUCGAGAGAGGCCGGUGAAGACAGAGGCCCGAGCAGUGUGGCAGAGAGCAGUGAGGGCGAGAGCGAAAGCAGCGGGGAUGGUGGUAAGCGUGGGAGUCUGACUGAUGGUGAGGAGGAGGGCACGGGAGGCAUGGGGAGCAGAGCCGAUGGGGAGAGUGAGAAGGGCACGGGGAUGUCUGAUAAAGAAAUGGGCAGUGAUGCGGGGCAUGCGGAGGGGCAGGGCGCUGCAGCUGAGGGUGGAGGGGCCAGUGCUGGUAGAGGGGAAGGUAAGGGCGUGGGGGGUGAUAAGGAGGCAGAGGAGGAGAGCGAUUCUGGAUUUGGUGCUGAGAGGGGAGGGGAGGCGAAGGAGGCGGAGGAGGGGAGUGGCAGUGAGAUCAGGGCAGUGAAUGGGGGUGGUGAUGUGGAAGCUGCAGGCGCGGAGACAGACGCCGGUGUUGCGACGGAUCAAGGGAGGAGUGGCGGUGAGGGUGAGGGUGAUGGUGGCAGUGUGAUUGUGAGUGGCGGCAAGGCGGGCAAGAGGGAGGGCGUGGAAGCGGGUGAUGAAGUGGAGGAGGGGAGGGUGAAGGCGAAGAAGAAGAAGGCUUCGGGCAAGAAGAAGAGCAAGAAGGGCAAGAAGCGGAAGAAGAAAAAGAGCAAGAAGACUAAGGUUGCUGAUGAGUGA